Molecule: messenger RNA, 1155 nt
Organism: Triticum dicoccoides
Lineage: Eukaryota; Viridiplantae; Streptophyta; Magnoliopsida; Poales; Poaceae
Exons: 5
Coding region: 146-781 (211 amino acids)
Source: RefSeq, a predicted model, not a curated record
AAAUCCAAAACCAAACACAAGAAGCUCCGACUGAAUAAACGCCAGAGGCGGCGGCACCAGGAAAGCGAAGCCCUCUCCCUCUACAGUCUCUCCACGCGGGGCACAGAUCACCACUCGCCGCCGCCGCACAUCCACACCGGCGGAUAUGGAGCGCGCCGGUGCCGGCGCCGCGCCGGGGGUCCCUGCGGCAGGGGAGGGCGCGGCGGCGGCGGCGGCAGCGGCAGCGCCGACUCCGGUGGCAGGGGCAGGGGUGGUGAAGGGGAGGUCUUGCAAGGGCUGCCUCUUCUACUCUUCGGUGCUCAGGUCCAAAGGGCGCGGCCCCGUCUGCGUCGGCGUCACCCGCGGCAUCCCCCAAGUUCCUGAUCGUAUGGUUGGAGAAAUUGAGCUGGGAGCUAUCCAAGAAGGACGCAACCUUUCCAACUUCAAAUAUGCAUGUGCUGGAUAUUCCAUAUACCUAGAUGACAAGGAUAGCUCUACAGUGAAGGGAGAGAAGCAUGCAGAGCUCCCUAUCUGUGUCGGAGUUGAGCUAUUGACAGACAGAGCUCCAACUAAACAAGCUCCAGCUCACAUGACUAAACAAGCUCCAGCUCACAUGAAAAAAGAAGCUACUCAAGCACAUGGACACAAACCUGCGCUGACACAAGCCGAUUUCAUAACCAAAUUUCAGAGGAAUGCUGGACUUGUGGCCAGCGGUGUGGUUAGGAACAUGAAUAAAGUUGGGACUUACGUCAAAGACACGGUGGAUGACAUCCUGUACCCGUACCGCAAGCGUCCCAAGUAAAACCUAGCAUUUGUUCUCUCAAGUCCUGGAGUAGAAUAGAGAAAAACGUGGGGGCAUGUAAUCUAUUACUUCCGGCGUAGGAGUAGCCUCGCUUGGUUUCUGAGGCUCUGGCUGGGAUUUCACCGUUUGCCAGCUCAUGCCUAACGCUAACGGGCUGUUGUAUGCCUGUUUCGAUUCGUAUCAUGUUUCUUUGGUAGAGCCUCUCCGCUCCCCAACUUGCAAUGCGGUCUUCAUUCUGCUGGUUCCUCCAGCAAAGUGUAGGAUGCAAUGUAACAAAACUAUAAAAGAGCUCAUCUUUUGCAUAUUUGAGGCUAUCCUUUGGAGAAUAAUAAAGUAAUAAUUGGCCGCCAUUUUGGCUUCCUUUGCUGGAUUUA